AAACAAGAAGAAGACACCCAUCGGCGACAAUGGCGGCUGAUCUAAUGUUCACUGAAGACGAGAUGGCGGUUGACGAAGGCCUCGGCUACCCCAAAGCCUACGCGAAGCUCUGCAGAGGUCGCAGCGUCAGUCCAUACAGCCAUGGCCCUCCCUUCACUUUCGUCCCUUAUGCUCUCUCUCAGAAUGAGGUUCUGAGGGCAAAAGACUUCGAUGAGAUGUUCCCAAUUGUCAACCCAAACGCAAUGCCAACAGCCAAGCCCAAGAUUUUUGUCAGCCUCAUGUGGAAACAACUAAGCCACCUUGGCUUCUCCUCUUGCUUGGGACAUAGAUCACUGUGGCAAGUGUGCAAGAAAAAGCAUGACAAGCUGGAAUUUCUCAUACCAUGGUGGGAUCUUCAAGUGGGAAUUUCCAUCAACCAGUUCCUGUCCAUCUUCGCUUCUUCAAACUCGGAUUUCAGGCAUAGGGCAUUUUCGCUGUUGUUUAGUGAGGGAGAAAAUGAAGAACUCAAUGCUUCACAGACGGUGGACUCGCAUAUUUUCCCACAGCACUUCAACGAAUCUACAAAAAAAGUAGGCCUUGCUCCAGCUGCCAUUGUUGUGUCUAAACGAGAAGCUUUUGAUGCUUCAUCCACUCUAAAAUCUUUAGAUAUGAACAGAAGACCUAGGUCAAACUCCCCUAUAAUCGCUGCAAGAAAAUUUAACUCAACCACCUCAAAAGAGAAUGCUAACCCCGACAUGGUUAGCAACCCAUAUCAGGCAAUUGUCAUGGCCAGAGAUUCACUGAGGCAGAGAGAAGAAACAGCAAAAAUGCAGGCAGAGAUACAAAAAUUAGAUGAAGAAAUGAAUCAACUGAAGCAGAAGGCUGAAGAGGAGAAGGUCAACAUCCAAGAGCUAGAGUUGGUACUAAUAAAAAGAAGAAGACGAGCUGAGAAGUGCCGACGCCUUGCAGAGGCACAGUCCUCAUACAGGACAAUGCUCGAGAAAAUGAUCAGAGAUGCUAUGCACCAGAGUGUGAUAUACAAGGAGCAAGUGAGGUUGAACCAGGCAGCAGCCAAUGCCUUGAUGGCAAGACUUGAAGCCCAGAAAGCAAUCUGCGACUCAGCAGAGAAAGAACUCCACAGAAAAUUCAAACAAAGGGAUGAGAUAGAGAAGCAGAUAAGGCCUGAGGGAGAGCAAGGAAGGAAGAGAUCAAGAGUGGAAAAUUCAGCAUUGGAAGAGGAAGAUGAUAGCGCUGUCCUGUAUUUACCAGGAAACAACUUGCGAAAGGAAACCGGAACUGCUUUAUUGGAAAAUGAAGGAAAUAAGACAGUCCUGUGUUUACCAGGACCUGAUUCAGAGGCACCUUUACGAGGACCUGGUUCAGGGGCACCUUUGCACAAGGAACUCAGGGUUUUCUUGGAGGAGGAGCAGAAAGCAUCCGAAGCAGGCUUAUCUCAGAACCAAGAGCAGAAACAAGAGGAAAUUGAAAAGGCUGGAUUAGUAAAUAAUCUUAACAACGAAGGCAUAGUUGGAGCACAGGAUGAAAACCCAAUUCAGGCAAAGCUUCAAAUGCUGAAAAUGGGAGAUGAAGUAGAGAUUGAGGAGGAUGAAGAAAGCAGAAGGAAGAGAGGGAAAGGAAAUGUAGAGAGGUGGCUGCAAAUGCUGCUGGAGAACACACCAGAAGGUGAUAACCUGAAUCUAGAAAACAUUGACUAUGACAAGAUCGGUAGAACAGAUGAAAUACCAGAAGGUGAUAACCUGAAUCUAGAAAACAUUGACUAUGACAAGAUCGGUAGAACAGAUGAAAUAGUCAGAAAGAUGAAUCUCAAGUAUCCGCAACAGGAAACCAAAGCUUCAGGACUCCCAGAAUCUCAAGGCCAUGGGGAAGAUGUUUCAAAAUGCCAUCACGAAGAAGAGAUAAUUGAGAUUGAAGGAGGUAUUACGCCCAUUAAAAGCCCUCCUUACAAAUUACCCAAAGAGAAAAGCAGGGUCCACGAAGUGGGUACUCCUGGCAAGAGAGUAGAAAGGAGGAGAAGCAGCUUUCAGGGAGAGGAGAAGAAGGAGAAGAGCGGGAAGGAAAAGGGGCUUGUGAGGUCUGAGAGUGCGAGGGCAUUCCGGCGAAUCCCAUCUUCUCCAUCUCUAAUUCUGGGAAUGAAGAAAGGAGUGGAUUGCAUUAGGAAGAGGCCCUCAGUAAUUGGUGAUGACGACGGUGAGAACAGUCCCGUGUCAGGGAACAACUUCAUCAAGUCCUCAAUCAAGACAAUUAAGAGAGCAGUGAAGAUA
This is a messenger RNA of Thlaspi arvense, 2261 nucleotides long. Lineage: Eukaryota; Viridiplantae; Streptophyta; Magnoliopsida; Brassicales; Brassicaceae. The record is from the annotation of a GenBank genome assembly.